GAUGUGCCCCCACCACCACCACCAACCCCACUGCAAGCAUCUCAUUCAGCGACGGCCUGUCGUGAUUUUACACUGGCUGAAUUUGCUCCAUCUGAUGUGAAAGUCGGAGACUUUGUCCACUGCACAUUUAUGUUUGAGCUUAGCAGACUGAUUUGGAGCCGUUCGUCGUUAGAAUGCGUCCGGGAGCGCGUCCUCCUCCUCCUCUCGACGCCGUGCGGUCUUCUCUGUGUCUGUGUCUCUUAGUUUUUCUCCCUCGCGUUGAGGCUGCUGUGCCUGGAGGCGCUGUGUACAACGGUGAAAAUAAGCAUGCUUCCCUGAGGAGCAUCCUUGGGCACGUACAGAGUUAUGAGAUUACUUACCCGACGUGGCUGCAUCCUCACAGACACAGGAGGUCUGCAAACCAAGAGCAUCCUGCAGAGGCACUGGUUCAGAUCUCAGCUGAGGGCCAGGAGCUCAAACUACACCUGGAGAAAAACAAAAUGCUGUUGGCCCCUGGAUAUCAGGAAAUAUGGUAUACUCCUGAUGGAGCCCGAAAGUCGUCCUCUCCUGCCAGCAAUACACAUUGUUUCUACCAUGGGGAGGUUCUUGGUAUGGAGGGUUCAAGUGUUGCUGUGAGCACAUGCUCAGGACUCAGGGGACUAAUUUCUCUGAACACAAGCGUCAGCUACCUGAUUGAGCCUCUUCCUGAUUCCACGGAUGCGCAGCAUGCUGUGUUCAGAGCCCAGAGUCUCCAGGUACCUGGAGGUCACUGCCUGCAUCACCAUGGCAACAAGGAUGAGGAGAGGCUCAACGAAUUCAUCAAAGAAAUGAUGUCACCACGGAGCGGGAGGGAAAAAAGGGACCUGAGCCAGAAUAUGAAGUAUGUAGAGUUGCUGAUAGUGGCAGACAAGGCUGAGUUUGAGAAGCAUGGGAGUAGUCUCGAGAAGACGAAAUUUAAAUUACAGGAAGCAGCCAACUUGGUUGACAAGUACUACAAGGCCCUGAAAAUCCGUGUGGCGUUAAUUGGUUUGGAGGUGUGGACCAGCAGGGACCUGAUCAGCGUUUCAGACAACCCUCACAGCACUCUGGCAGCUUUCCUGUCCUGGAGACGCAAACAGCUCCACACGCUCCCCCACGACAACGCUCAGCUCAUCACGGGGAGGGGGUUCCAGGGCACCACCAUUGGGCUGGCACCUCUCAAAGCCAUGUGCUCCGACUACCAGUCCGGUGGAGUGAAUACGGACCACUCCGAGUCAGCUGUGGGUGUAGCUGCCACCAUGGCACAUGAGAUGGGCCACAACUUCGGUAUGAGCCACGACAGUACAGGCUGCUGCCAGGCGAGGGCUGAAGACGGGGGCUGUAUUAUGGCUGCUGCCACUGGGCAUCCAUUUCCACGUGUGUUUAAUGAUUGUAAUCUGAAAGAGUUAAAGAGCUAUCUGAACUCUGGAGGCGGGAAGUGUCUCUUCAACUUGCCAAACACCAGAGCCAUGUAUGGAGGUCAGCGUUGCGGCAAUGGCUACCUGGAGGAUGGAGAAGAAUGUGACUGUGGAGAUGAAGAGGAGUGCACCAGUCCCUGCUGUAAUGCCAACAACUGCACUCUGAAAGCUGGAGCUGAGUGUGCCCAUGGCGUCUGCUGCCAUAACUGCAAGUUGAAGGGCCCAGGUGUGCUGUGUCGUGCUCCCUCUGGGCCAUGUGACCUGCCAGAGUACUGUGACGGGAAGGCGGAGUCUUGUCCUGCUAAUUUCUAUUUAGUGGAUGGUACAUCGUGUGCAGGCGGACAGGCCUACUGUUACACGGGCAUGUGUCUGACCCUGGAGCAGCAGUGUCAGUCGCUAUGGGGGCGUGAUGGCCGCCGUGCCCCUGACCUGUGUUUCAUUAAGGUAAAUGAAGCUGGAGACAUGUAUGGGAACUGUGGCAGAGAUGUGCUUGGGAAGUACAGGAGCUGUAAGGAAAGGGAUGCUCAAUGUGGGAAAAUCCAGUGUUUAACUUCAGCCGCAAAGCCCAUUGAGAACAAUGCUGUUCGCAUAGAAACCAUUGUCAGUGUGGGCAGCAAGAAGAUCCAGUGUAUGGGAACACAUGUGUACAAAGCUGGCCAGGUGGACCAAGAGGCACAGGGCGACACUCUGGACCCAGGCCUGGUCAUGACAGGCACCAAGUGUGGAGCUGACUCGAUUUGCUUUAAUGGAGAAUGCCGCAAUGCAUCUUUCCUCAGAGCUGAUGAGUGCAAUGCCAAGUGCCAUGGACACGGGCUGUGCAACAACAAUCAUAACUGCCACUGCGAUGCUGGCUGGGCUCCUCCUCUGUGUGACCAGAAGGGCUCGGGGGGUAGUGUAGACAGUGGACCUGUCGUCAGCCACAGUAGUCUUCUUCCAGUCCUGCUGGUCCUCCCGCUGGUUCUCUUCCUGAUUUUAGCUGCUGUUGGCCUGUGGUGCUGCUACAGACACAAACUCCACCCGCUGAAAACCUGUGCUACUCCACCAACGGCAACCUGCUCAGUCCCAGUUGAGGGCAAGCCUCUAUAUGCCGAUGUUCACGAGAAUGGUCACGCCAACCCAACAUUCUUGAUAAAAAAACACGGCUCAGACCACCUGGGUAAAUCCUCUCCUCGUCCGAGUCCGUCACGGGCCAGACCUGCUAUUGUGCGUCCAGCAGGGAAGCCUCCUCCCGUACCUGCACAUGCCACACAGCAGAAAGAGCGAACGUCUCAGGCCCAGAUCCAGCUUGUAGCUUCACCUCAGAGACCAUACUCUCCUCAGGCUUACACUCCAUCUCCCUUCAAAUCUGAGCAGAGGCGAAACCAGGCUCCACCACCAUCACCUUUACCCCACACAGAGCAUUCAGCAGUACCCAAACCUCGACCAGACCCCCCAAACAGACCUCCACCACCUUGUCCUGUCAACAAAAAAUUAAUGGAACAACAAGAAAUGAAAGGCCCGCGGGUUACAGCUAACGCCCUUCAAAGAGGAAAAACCUCUUUGGCUCCAUCUGCUGGACAGAAAAAGCCAAACAGAACCUAAGAGCUCAGGGAGACGUUGUGUACCAAACACCUACAUCCAGUAAUGGACUGCCUCCAUCUGUCCAACUGUGGAAUAUGAUGAAUUCUCAUAUCUCUACUCAGUGGAUUGCAGAUUACAGUGUAUUUACACUGACGUGUAUCGAGGGAAAGGGGUAGAAUUACAGUCGUAGUACAUAUCAGAAUUAAUAUACAUUAAGUCUUAAGUCUUUAAGAUUUAGGCUUAAUCUUUUUUUGUAAAUUUGUCUGCUUUAACAAUUUGAAACAGCCAGAGCUGUGAAUUUAAGAACUUUUUGUUAUUGUUGUUGUUGUUGUUGUUGUUGUUGUUAUUGCCCCAAAAGUUCAAGGAAAUGUGAAAUUGUUCAGUGUGUGCAGCAGUGCUGAAACACAGUUCCAGAAGUAUUUAUUCUCAGAGAAAAGCGAAUGUUUACAGUGUAGCCUAUGUAUUAAACAUGGUGUCUCUUAAAGAGCAUCAACGCUAAAGGGAUGUCUUAUAUUAAGAAAAGAUGUUGAAGUGCUCACUCUUCUUAUGUGUGCAUAAGAAUGGGAUUUUAACGAGUGAAGGCCCUUCAUGCAUGCUGUAAGUAUAUGCUUAUGAUGAGAUAUACUGUACAUGUCUGAUAUGUAGCAGGAACUAAUAGGGAUUUUUCACUUUUGCUUCAAUGAUUUUAUAUUGCUGUGGUGUUGCACUUUGAACAAUCUUUUUUAUUAUCAAAUAUUCACCCUCUGAGGGCAGUAAAGGUGGUUCUUUAAUUUAAUUACAUCCUUCCACAAAGAACCAACCAAAAGUCACCUUUCAAACCUACGGGAGUUGAAUGUUUGAUGGUACGGUGAACAUUCGAACCCACACUAUGUGUUACUUCUUGGUUCUAUCACUGACACUCAGUGAUGAACUUGUCUUUGUCCAGGGCAAUAUUCAAAGCCAUUUCAAAUUUGGAACAAAAAUGAAUCAUAUAUAACAGGUAAGCAUCUGAAAAUUAUACCAUAUACGUGUUGCUAAAACUCUUGAGCGGGACUUACCUCAUGACCAAAAUGCUAUAAUGCUACUCUUUUAUCUGAGAAGACAAUGUUAUGUGACUUCAGGCUGUGUAACAGGAGUUACUUUGGCAUUAAUGAAAGGUGCUGUUAAAAUCCCUGGUCCAUUUAACUGCUUCAGGGAUGUCCUGUUUUUGUCUGUGAUAUGAGUGUCAGCUGCCAUGUUUUACCUUCUCAUCAGACCUAUGCAAACCCUGACACUGUGCAACGCCGUGUCUUCAACUGGAAUGAAAUGGAAAAAUGAGAAUAAAAUGUUUUACAUUUUAACUGGA
Messenger RNA from Scatophagus argus, 4299 nucleotides. It is a transcript of the gene adam19b, whose product is annotated as ADAM metallopeptidase domain 19b. NCBI's taxonomy places the organism in Eukaryota, Metazoa, Chordata, Actinopteri, Scatophagidae. The record is from RefSeq and is a predicted model, not a curated record. Gene Ontology annotation, molecular function: metalloendopeptidase activity. Gene Ontology annotation, biological process: membrane protein ectodomain proteolysis. The transcript is spliced from 23 exons. The coding region runs from base 174 to 2996 and encodes 940 amino acids.